UGCUUUUCAAUCAAAGAUCUGACUUAGUCAUGCUCCUUUGUUAUUUUUUGUGAAGUGGCUCUUCAUGGAGCAAAGGUGUCAACGGGUGUAGCUUUCCCCUGUCCCAAGCCCAGGACUCUGAGGCCAAGCAGCCCUGUUCGGCCCUGAGCUUCUCCUCAGACACUGCUCCACAGAGCACACCAACCUGGCUCUUUAAAGAAAAGAUCGUGUCUGUCUUACUCCUGCGGGAUUUUCCACGUUUAUGUGACCUCUAGUUCAGGAAGGGUGGGUUGGAGGGCUCUCUGCAUCUCCCAAACUCUUCCGUCAGGGGCCAGCACUGCACUCACUGGAGGUGGACGGGGCUCCUGCUGCCAGCCUACUCAGUACCAUCUCCCUCCUGACGGGAACCUUGUGGUUAAAAUAACAGCCUCUGUUCAGAGCUCAACUUAGAGCUGCUUUCCGAGACAGACUGCGGAUCUAAAAACUCAGCAGGAGCAUCCACGUUGCUUUUGGAAAAUUCAGUGUUUUGGCCUCCCAGGAAGAAAUCAGGGAUCUCCUCAGUGAUGGGUCACGCCACCACAGCGGUGCCAGCAGGCAAGCGAUGGUGAAGCCAGCACACCAUGUACAGUGUGGAAGACCUGCUGAUCUCUCAUGGGUACAAACCAGCCCGAGACCUCCCAGGGCAACGUGGGGCAAAGGCUGAUGGGCACCCACAGGCGAAGACAAGGCCCAGAGGCAGCCAGGGCCUGCAGAACGGGUGUGAAGAUGGCAUUGCUGCCCUGGCUCCAAGCAGGCAGGCCCCGGGCCCAGGCCCUGUGAGUGCCCCCGAGGGCCACCAAGGUGUGCCAAGGCACCACGUGGAGCACCACAGGACGUCUGCUUCCAGAGCUCCAGAGGCGGGGUUCUAUAAGCAGCCUGCCUUAGCAUGGUCCUCUCAGGCCCAGAUUGGUAACGACCAGGUCUGCCGGAGAAGAGGUCAGAAGGCCAGCAGCUCGCUGGGCCCACGGGACCGGGACGAGCCGGAAGGCAGAGGAGUGGCCCAAGCCCGCAGUCUGCCCGUCCACAUGAGGGAGGGUCCAUGGGAUGUCAGAGGAAGGACAGAGCACGUGAUGAAGAAGGCAGUCUGGGAAGAAGAGCCGAGGAUGUCGGGUCCUGCCAAGUGGCAGAAUGUAAGCCUCGAGAGCUGGAACCAGCCAAGGAAGUUAGGGAGGCAGAUGUCUGAUGGUGGCGGGGAGAAACUGUUUCAAGAUCUGUACCCAUUCAUUCAAGGCGAGCACGCCCUGACUUCUCAGAACAAAAAGAAAUCCCAGUCGUUACCUCGAGUCCUUUCCCCCGAGAGCCUGAGUUACGUGGAAGUUCCCAUCGCACUGAAUGUUGGACAUUUGCCAGGUGUUCCCAAAGUGCCCCCAUGUCCUCCCAGUGGUGCACCCCAUCUAGAAUCGACCAAAACCUCUGAGAAGGCUGGCACCUCGGCCCCCUUCCCCCGGCCAAAGUUUGGGAGACCCCUCAAGCCUCCAUCUUACAGCUCACACUCACAGCCCAGGGGCGGGGAACGCGGCAGCCCCCAGGACGGCUCCUGCUUCCCCAGAACCAGUGACCCCGGGCAUGAGCCCAGUGCGCCUGACUGUGGCUUGGAGCCCCCAGUUUAUGUGCCUCCGCCUUCAUACAGGUCGCCCCCCCUGCACAUCCCAAACCCCUACCUGGAAGAUACGAUGCCCAAACACAUGAGCGGUGGCCACAGCCCACAGCACCAUCCCAUUGAAAAGCCCAGGGCCAGUGGUCCGCUUCCUCCUGGCCUCCUCAGAACCGGGAAUGAAUAUGGUGUCAGCUCAGGCUCUCCCCAAAGUCUCCGUCCACACCCUCGUCCUGUCGCCACCUAUGAAGGCUCCGUUCAAUACAUUCCCUUUGAUGAUCCUCGGAUCCGCCAUAUCAAACUAGCUCAGCCCCUGGGUUUCGGUGAAGAAGUGAAGUCCGAUGACAGACCCUAUGAUGCCUGUCCUGUUCCUGCCCCAGAGCCAGCUCAGGGGAAGAGGCACCGCGAUGGUGCCGUUCUGAAUGCGCAGAGUCUGACGCCCACACUGGGGACUGGGACGGGCCCAGCCUUUGUCGACCCUGGCCCGUGGUGGCUCUGGGGCCAGCUCCCGGGGGAUGGAGAAUAUGCAAGCUUCCCCUACCAGAGAGGACAGCCGGCCCCAGGGGAAGGUGGCCAGCAUGGCCACGCAGGGAGCCACGUUUUCUCCCCAGACCCACAGCGCAGUGAGAGGACCUGCGAAACCCAGACCAAGCUCAGAAUGUUUGCAACUGGGAUGCAGACCAAGAAAAGUUCAAAGAGAAAACCAAACGAGACUGUAUUUUGUUUGGUUUCCAUCCCAGUUAAAUCAGAAUCCCAUCUGCCAGCGAUAGAUAGGAACAACAAUGACUUAAAACAGAGUGCUGAUCAAAAGCCCGGGGCUGAUAAGAGCCUCGCCUUGCAAGAACAAAGCCUGCUGAGCUUGUCUUCCAGUGACCUGGAGCUGCAGGCGCUCACAGGGAGCAUGGCUGGGCAAACAGAGUUCCCAAAGCAGGGUCUGGGGGUACCAGGAGACAGACACGCAGAUGAACUCAGGUUCAUCCACCUUGCAGAGCACAGAGCACUCCAGUACUCUGGCUCGUGGCCAGGGCACCAGUACAGGGACCAGCAAACACAAACCAGCUUCCCCGAAGACUCUAAAAGCUCGCAGCUCCUCCCUGCUGCAAGGCUGGGGGACUUGAGUGACACAGCCCCAGACCCCAAAUGCUUAGACCCCACUGCCUCUGACCUUCCCGUGCAUGUGGCACUAGGGUCCAGUGACCCAAAUUGGAAGGCAUGCGCCCCUCACCCGAAGGGCCAGAUGUCCCUCAGCCCAUCCAGCCACAGUGCUUUCUCCAGGACUUCCCCGUCCGCCACUCAGGCACCUGUGCCGAAAGCUGGCCAGACUCAGCCCUGCAUGGAUGUCCGUGGGCAGGGAGCCAGCCCUGUGCCCAAGCCGGAGGUGGUGAAGGGGGAGUCCACAGCAGGCCCCUGCAACAGUAAGCAGCUGUUCGGUCAGUUUCUUCUGAAGCCAGUUAGCCGGCGGCCCUGGGAUCUGAUCAGCCAGCUGGAAAGCUUUAACAAGGAGCUUCAAGAAGAGGAAGACAGUCCUGACGGCAGCAGUGGCAGCAGCAGUGAGGAAAAUGAGAUAGAACAACGACAGGAAGACUGUGUUGGUUCUAGGCCAAGGAGCUGGGGCUUCCACGAAGACAGCCGCGACGGGAGAGGGGAGCAGCAACCGAGGCGCCUGGUGCUGGAGGACCGCGGAGGCUGGUGGGGCAGAGUGGAAAGGGGGUGUGAGACCUGGAGCAGGGAGCCGGGGGCUGGCCACCCGCUGGCCCACCCCCCAUCCCCGGGCUUCUCUCAGGUGGAAGACGGCAGAGGCCAGCCCUUCGGGUCAGCAGGUGGAAGCCUGGUGACAGAGACGCGGGAGUGGGCAAUGGUAAAUGGGACAGACGGGCCUCCAGGCGGCCCAGGCCCUGGGAGAAGAGGGGCAUCUUCAAGAGCGAGUGACACAAGGCCAGUGCCCCCAGCCUGGCUGGCCGCCCCGCGGGAGCCAGCAGAAAGUGAGCGGCUCACCGAUGAGUGGCUCCCUGGUGCCCUCGGUUCUGUGUGGCAGAGUGGAGUGGUUCCCCCGGAGCUUCCAGGUGCUGAGGAGGGGGCCACGGAGGCCCCACUGACGCUCACUAGCAAAGGCCGAGGCCUCUCCGAGCCAGACUUGCGGUCCAUUGGGCUCACGAUGAGACCUGAGCCAAGUGCCAGUAAGCUGGACAGGCCUCUGGGAGAGGGCAGGGCAGCAGUAAUCCCCCCAAGCCCUAACGAGUCGCUGCAAGCGCGGGCGGCAAGGAUCCUGGGCAUCGAGGUGGCCAUGGAGUCCCUGCUGCCAGGCACCGGGACUGCGGGCCCGAGCCAGUCCACUGAGCCAGACACAAGUGUCUGCAGCCUGGAGCCACCCAGGGAAGGGCCUCUGCCCUCAGUGACCGCGGAUGCCUCCUAUGGCAGGAGGAAGUGUGGCUGGACCCAGAGCCCCCUCUUUGUGGGGGAGAGGGCCCCCCAGGCUCCAGGGCACUCGGCUGUGGGCCGGGACCUCGCCAGCCCCGAGCCUCAGCUGGGCAGCCUGGAGUCCAGGUCUUCGGAGCAGAAGGAUGCGGGGCCCAACCCACCCUUCAGGACCACAUUGUUCCACGUUAUAGAAAGGACCCCCAGCAUGUUGGGCUUAGAGAAGAGGCUCCGAGGCCCUUCCAAAGUGAUCGAAAGUUUGCAAGAGAAACUGGCGUCGUCCCCGAGGAGGGCAGACCCCGACCGCCUCAUGAGAAUGAAGGAGGUGAGCUCGGUGUCGCGGAUGAGGAGCCUGAGCUUCAGGAGCGCAGACCCCACCACGGAGGCCGAGGAAGCAAAGGCCGCUGGGGGCCAGGCCUUGCAGCCCCUGAGCCGGGGAGACCGGGCGUGGCGAGCGGGGCCUCCGCCCGCCCUCUCCGAGGGCCUCAUCACGUGGGAGGAGAACGGGACUGUGGCGGCACCGAGGGAGAGGAGCGAGGCUCAGCACUUCUGGUGCCCAGACUCAUAUGACCCCAGCAGAGUGGAGAGAGUGUGACGAGGUGCUAGUGAAGCCCGGGACUGCCUUGGCUUGCUAACUGAGGAUUCUCUGGUCCAGUCCGUCCCCUUCUGGCCCAAGCAGAAGCUGGAAACUGCUGGGUUCCGUGUCGCAACCCCCCUCCCGCUCCACCGCCCGCAGCGGGAAACUCGCCAUCUGUACAGAGCUGUUCUCAGACGAAGCUCAGUCCAUGGGAACCAUGUUUGUGUAGCGUGAAAAUCUAAUGCUUAUGUUUAGAGAGGCGUUUUCACAUAACCCCUGCAGCCCGAUCUCUCCGACUCGGCCAUGCUGGUAAAUAGCUUGGUGCCGGUCUGUUUCAGUGUGAGAAUUUAAACAUGGACAGUGCAGCGAGUGGUUCCGACAGGACCACGCAGACCCUUGGUCCUGGGCUGCGUCUCAGGCUGGGGUCCUCGAUCUGGUCGGGGUUUGGCCCUCUCACGAGGGGGAAUGCGAGUGAGCUUGGGUGAUGUGUUUGUAGUCACUUUGGGCUUCUGCCGCUGGAAGUGACCUAAGUAACUCGCCACAGAGAAUGGAAGCGGUGUCUUUUAGCUCCCGAAGGUGACUCGUACUGGAAUAACCUGAAGGGUAUUAUUUAUCUGGCAAUGAAACGCUUUGAUCAUUUGCAAAUAUGCCAUUGUCUGCUUUGCACUCAGUAUUAUCUAUUUUUAUUUUCUGUAUGGAUGUUUAGAGAUUCUUUAUAUGAAAAAUAAUUGCUGGUUUAAAAGAGACCAUUUUAACAAAGUGACUAUAUUUCUUUUUACAAAAUUGCUAUUUUUCUAUGAUGUAAACAGUAGUUAGGUGGCAGAUUUUAAAGGAAGUGUCAUUUUAUUUAAGAGUCUAUCCUUUUGUGUGAGAGGCGCUCAGAGAGGGUUCCUUUCACGUUAAAGUCCGUGUCCCUGGCCUGUUCUCACCCCUGCCACCUUUCGCUCAGUUUAGGAAGUGUCAGUAUGGAUUUACCACAAGGUUAAGAAACUUUCUGCAAAGAUUUUAUUUUACAAAUGUAGCUGUAAGGUUAUAUUUGAAAAUAACCCUCUCAAGAACCAGUCAACGUCCUUUGACAGUUUUGGGGCCAUCUCAACUCUUUACCAAAAGAGACCCCGCCUGUCUCCGUGUUCGUCUGUCAGGAUCUGCCUUUCCUCCACACACCCCUGCCCUGUCCCUUUAAAGAGAUCUGUAUUUUGUAUUUUUAAGCUAGAGUGAUCUUGAAUUAGUCCCACAUAUGUUUAAAAGUGCUUGGCACAUAUGUAGGUAUAUGCUGUGCGGAAGCAUCACGAGGCUUCCGAUACAUUACACUGUAUCCCACUGUGUAAUACCGAAUUAACUGCACGGUUUGUGCGCUUUGUAUGCAUUUGUCACUCCUUUCCAGGUAAGGUAUUCUGGCUAGCUCACAUUCUCUAAAUAAUUCCUUGUCUCCUUCCUUCCUUCUCACUUCUUUUUCUCUCUCCUCCCCCAUUUUAAUUUUUUUUUUUUUGAGAUACCACUUUAUUUCUGGACAUUUCAAAUUCCUAAAAUGUGAACUGUUGGCCACCCUGUCCUUUGGCCCUGAGCUAACAGACUGGACUUCCCCGGCACCUUGUCGCCACACCAGGUGGUUUUAUUUCCCAGGGACCUCGCAUAUUUGGAUGGUGAUAAACAGGACAGACUCUGGGCAAUGUGACAAGUCGGUCCAAACGCUCCCACCUGCUCCCCCAGGCUCUCCUUUGAGAACCUGGCUCCUGGGAAGAGUUGGAGCAGGCUUUAGUCGUCAGGGCAGCAGUGGCUGGGCCAGGUCCCUUCCCCGGAGGACCCCAGGGAAGCAAUGGCUCCUUCUCCUGUGCCUGGGGAAUUGCUCCAGGCAUCCGACGGCUAAGUGAGGGCCGAGCUUCCGGAGGUCCCUCUUAGGACCAAAUGAAAGAAUGUUCUGAGCUCCUUAAAUUUUGUUUAUAUCAUUUAAAGACCUCUUUUAAACAAAAUACUAAAUUUUAGCUUAUUCCUCAGGAGAAAGAAGAGGAUACUGUGCCUAUCUCAAACAACCCAAAAUACAGUGCUCUUCUGCUUUGUUUUACUCUAAAUUUCUGUAUUGUAUCUUUCUGAAUCCAUUCUGAAUUUUGUUAAAAUUACUAAUAUUUAAACUUCAGUUUUAACUGUUUUCUGGAUUCAAGCCUGUAUGUCAAUUCUGUAGGAGGGAAAAGAUGACUUUAAAAGUAAUUUGAAAAUUUCAUUUGUAAACUUUAAUAUCCUGAGGUGAAUAAUAAGUCUUUAAUAAGAGAUUUCCCAUAAGCUUUGAAUUUAAUGCUAUUUUCCAGUAUUCCUGUUUCUCAUAAGUGUACAACUGUGGCUGGAAAAAGUGUUCCUAUUUUGUGUUUGUCAUUGUUUUUCUUGUAGACAUGAUUUCCUAUUGGCAUUUAACAACUGAGAGCUUAUAAAAUUAAAGUUCUAAUUUUGGCCAUUUAAA
Molecule: messenger RNA, 7056 nt
Organism: Heterocephalus glaber (naked mole-rat)
Lineage: Eukaryota; Metazoa; Chordata; Mammalia; Rodentia; Bathyergidae
Gene: Jcad
Product: junctional cadherin 5 associated
Biological process (GO): positive regulation of blood vessel endothelial cell proliferation involved in sprouting angiogenesis
Cellular component (GO): adherens junction; ruffle membrane
Source: RefSeq, a predicted model, not a curated record